CGCAGUCCCGAUUGCAAACCAGAGUGCCGGAACCAAACCGCCGACACUCGAAUUUCCGCCCGGACGCGCUAGCGUGUUACGACGCAUCGACUGCUUUUGCCUGGAGGAGGCCUAUCAAGGGAGGACCGAGUAUCGGGAGACCAAGGAGAGGAGGCGAGUGAAGGACUUCCUCGUGGGGAGGGAGCUCGAGCUGCCGAGAUUCGGGAGGCCGCGCUGGGCCUGUUGAGCUAGACGUCCAAGUGCGUCGGAGAGUUCAGUCAUGUCUACACAAGCGGUGAUGCGCGCCCUGCGCAAGAACAAGACCCUUCGCUACGGAGUCCCCAUGCUGGUGCUGAUUGUUGGAGGUUCUUUUGGUCUUCGUGAGUUUUCACAAAUCCGCUACGAUGCUGUGAAAAUUAAAAUUGAUCCUGAAUUAGAAAAAAAGCUGAAAAUGAAUAAAGUGUCAUUGGAAUCAGAGUAUGAGAAAAUAAAGGAUUCCACUUUUGAUGACUGGAAGAAUAUUCGAGGACCCAGGCCUUGGGAAGAUCCUGACCUCCUCCAAGGACGAAAUCCAGAAAUCCUUAAGACUAAGACUAAGACAACCUAAGUGGAUUCUUUUCUUUCUUUCUUUUUUUUCUUUUUGACAAAAAUGCCAUCCACUGGAAUUCUUGCUACAUAUUCAGUGGGAAGAAAAUCUCAGACCUGCAGAAGCCUGGAUGUGAGCAAUGUGAUGACAGAUACUUUUGAUAAAAGUCAAAGUAACAUUACACAGUGAUUUUAUGUCAAACCUAUGUAGAAAAAUAAUACUGAUCACAGGCUGAUAAGAGUUUUGGUUUUGCUUAUAAUACUACUAAUCAGUCUCCAAAGUCUUAACCUGAUGAUUGCAUUGAUACCAUUAGAACAUGUUAAGAAAAUACCUCUCCAGACUGAAAAUAUUUGAGAAAAUAUUUGAGAAAAUAUCCAGAAAAUAUUUGUCGACCACAUAUCUGCUAAAAGACUCCUAUCUAGAAUAUAUAAAGAGCUCCAAAAACUCAAUUGUAAAAAAGCAAACAAUCCAAUCAGAAAAUGGUCAAAAGACAUAAAGUGACAUUUCACUGGAGAGGGCAUAUGAAUGGCAAACAGGCACCUGAAAAGAAUGAUUGACAUCUCUGGUCAUUAGGGAAAUACAAAUUUAGACUACACUGAGAAAUCACUACAUAUUUAUUAGAACAGCUAAAAUAAAAAAGGGACAAUUCCAAAUGCUGGCAAAGAUGUGGAGAAACUAGAUCUCAAACACAUUGCUGGUAUAAUGUAAAAUGGUACAAGUGGUCUAGAAAAUUCUUUGGCAGUUUCUUUAAAAACUGCAUAGGGGACUUCAGUUUCCGGUCCAACAGAUAGGAACCUUGGAAGUCACACGUCCCAUCCUCACACAAAGGAUAAGCUGAAAAAACUGAAAAUCAACAACUAUUCUUUGAUCCAUGAGAGAAUUGAGGACACAGAACAAAACCACCACUGGAAAAUUUGAGACGCACAAAUACAGAGGAUCACAGGUUACCUGGAGGAGAAACCACCUGGAAGCCACACCAGAUCCCGUGGGGCCAGGAGAUUCCAGGCUGGGCGAAUCACCUCGGCCGCCUCAGCUACUUGUGUCCUCUGUGUGCAGAGUUGGCUCCCCAAGGACCUGCCGAUGCCUUCAGCGCAUCAGAACCACAUGAACCCUGCACUCCACAACCAGGAGUCCUAACAAAGCACAGACGAGAAAAUCUUCCACAUCUGGUGUUCUGAGGAGCUGCCAACCAGCUGGGCUCUACUCCCUUUCUACAGCUAUUCCCUCUGCCUUCGUGCUUUGUGCUCCGCUUUCUCCUAUUUUUUUCUCACCUCCCUUUUCUUGCCAACAUAAACCUUGACACCAGAAACCAGGGCUCCUGAGCAUCAGAUGCCUGCAGGCAGUAAUAAUCAAAGCUUCCUGGUGGGCCGUCGAACCUGCUGCUUCACAAACAUCCUGCUCCCCACAGACACAUGUACACAUACCCAGACGCACAUGGUGGGCACCUGAGUGGGGAGGGACCAUCUGGGACAGUGGCCCUGGCAGGUAGCUCUGAGGUCUGCCCUCAGCAGCAUGAGUCACCAGUCCAUGUCAUCGCCGGGGGGCAUGUUUACUCCUGUGCCAUAAAGGGAUGAUGUCCUUGCACAUUGCCUUUUCCUUGAUCUGGAGAAUUCCUUCGGGGCAAAUCAAGUUUUCCUCAGGCAUUGGGGAACAAGAAAAGAAACUCCCAAAUCCUACACUGGACACCGUGUGUGAGAAAACACCCCACUUUCGGAAAUCCCAGCUCUUCACCAACAAAGGCCCAGCAGGGAGGUUCUUCAGGCUUGUUUGGUGAUUUUUGUGGGAAGGGCCUGGGCGAGCAGACUAAGUAUAUUGGGAAGCACACAGGGAAAACAUCUUGAAAAAGUGGUGUAAAGGUGUCCACUCCUAAGCAGUUCCUUGGACUUUACAGUAUUGUGAAGGCCCCAAGGGCAGCCUUCUGUCCCCUAUCUGCUUCUUUCCUUUCCCAUUAAGGAAAUCAAGAAGCACCACAGUUGUCUUGUUCCCUCUUUCCCCCUUUUCCUUUGCUAAUUGCUUUUACCAUGAUCUUUCUCUUAAGUUCUGGUAUGUAAAGAUCAGAGAAGCCCAUAGAUAGCCAAGUGUCAAUCCAUGCACUCAGGCCACAGUUGGCCCCAGAAAAUAACAUCUCCUACUCUUUGCUAGAAAAAAAUCUAGACGCUUCAUCAGUUUAUGCCAGCUAAAAGCCUCCGUUUCUCCUACAAUUGAGGUAGGGCCUGCAUUUAUUAAGGUGUCAGAAUAAGAGAAUGUGAAAUUUUCUCAAAAGAUCACCCAUCUUUGAAUAAGAUCCUUAUUUUACAGAAGAGGAAUAUGAAGCCAGAGGAAAAGAGACGAGUUGCCCAAGGUCACCCAGGUGAUUAGUAGAUGAUUCUGGGCUGAACUUUAGUUAUCCUGACUACCAAUUGAACAAACCCUCCUGUUCACUCGCAGUUCAAAGGGUCGGGUAGGGACCAUUAUUUUUUUCUAAAGGUCAUAAAGCCUGCAUAUCUCCAUUUGUGACUAUGUGUGAGGAUACAAGCUCCUGAGAGCAGGGACACUGUUUUUGACAUUUGUAACAGUGCUAGGUGAACACAUGCUAAAAAAUGUUUAUUCAAUGAAGAAUGUUAAAACAGGCUCCACCUGGUAUAGUUCAGGCUCCUCUAGUGGGCAGCACAGAGCCAGAAGCUUUAAAACAGCUCAGUUCUGGGGGCACCUGGGUGGCUUGGUCGGUUAAGCGUCCGGCUUCGGUUCAGGUCAUGAUCUCACGGUCCCUGAGUUCGAGCCCCGCGUCGGGCUCUGUGCUGACAGCUCAGAGCCUGGAGCCUGCUUCAGAUUCUGUGUCUCCCUCUCUCACUGCUCCUCCCCUGUUCAUGCUCUCUCUCUGUCUCAAAAAUAAAUAAA
Panthera uncia (snow leopard) is the source of this 3442-nucleotide messenger RNA. RefSeq names its product cytochrome c oxidase assembly protein COX16 homolog, mitochondrial. Bases 260 to 586 code for a protein of 108 amino acids. The record is from RefSeq and is a predicted model, not a curated record. The transcript has 5 exons. Lineage: Eukaryota; Metazoa; Chordata; Mammalia; Carnivora; Felidae. Gene Ontology annotation, cellular component: mitochondrial inner membrane. Gene Ontology annotation, biological process: mitochondrial respiratory chain complex IV assembly.